GCAUGGAGGAGCAGAGCUGGAGCCCGCAGAGUUCCAGCCAAGCCUCGGAGUGAUCUCCCCUCACUGAGAGUCCCACUCGCCCUCCUGCUCCACCAUGAAGCUCUGGCUUCUCCUCUGCCUGCUGCUGCUUUGGAAUGAGCUCCAGAAGGGCGUGUGCCAGCAAGCCAAGCGAAGAAAGGACAGCGGCGAGAACCGCAUCAGGCCGGGCGGCAAACGGGUCAAGCUGCGCCAACCCAAGCUGAAGGAGGGCGGCGGGAGAGGUCCGUCGCUGCUGACCCAGGUCCUGGAGAAGGGCAGCUUCCUCCGACUGGGGGCCAGCGCCACUCUGAGUCCGGGGAAGAACCUGGAGCUGAGAUGUAAGGGGAGCAAGAUCGGGUGGUCUUACCCCGCCUACCUGGACACCUUCAACGACUCGCGGCUGAGCAUCCGGCAGAGUGACAAGUACGGUCAGCUGGUCCUGACGUCGCCCUCUGCUGCUGACAGCGGGCCCUACAGCUGCUGGGUGAUCCUGUGUGACGGGGCGGAGUGCGCCAAAGACCACCAGCAGGCCUACGUCACCUACAUCUACUUUAAAGACAAGGACAACCUCUUCGUUCCGUCUGCCAUCCACUUCGAGAUCAUCUACCUGCGACCCGACAAGCCUGCCACCGUUCCGUGCCGAGUGACCGACCCUCUGGCCAAGGUCACCCUGCACCGAGAGGUCCCACCCGAGGAGCUGCCCUCCAACGGGACGGAGGUGACCUAUGACCCUAUGAAAGGAUUCAUCCUGAAGAGCCCCAGCUCCAGGCAGCAGGGGGUCUUCUACUGCAAGGCGGUGACCAGAGGAACCCCCCAGAUCUCCACCAAGUUCCAGCUCCUCUACGUGGAGGUUCCCAGCAGCCCGCCAUUCGUCAGCAUGGAAGCCCCCAGUCGGGUGAACGGAGCCGACAACAUCAACGUCACCUGCAAAGCUGUGGGCGAGCCCGAGGGAGAGGUGACCUUCACCUGGUCCUACCCUGGUCAGGGGAGUCGCCCGGUCCACAUCCAAACCACCUGGCGGCUGGUCAGCAGAGGGAGGGGUCACCUUAUACGGAUCACCCAAAGCAUCCUCAGAGUGGAGGACAUGGAGACCAUCGACUUCGGGAGCUACGCCUGCAGAGCCAGGAACCAGCACGGGGAGACCAUUAUGACCACCAGAGUCAGCCCCAUGUAACUCCGCUCCCGAAUCUUGGUUAUUUUGGAAUCCUGUUUCAGCCCUCUGUAGAAGCCAACAAUAAAUA
This is a messenger RNA of Synchiropus splendidus (mandarinfish), 1259 nucleotides long. It is a transcript of the gene pdgfrl, whose product is annotated as platelet-derived growth factor receptor-like. Lineage: Eukaryota; Metazoa; Chordata; Actinopteri; Syngnathiformes; Callionymidae. The coding region runs from base 95 to 1192 and encodes 365 amino acids. The transcript has 6 exons. The record is from RefSeq and is a predicted model, not a curated record.